ACAGUCAGUCAGACAGACAAUAGCCACACCAGAGAGACACCGCUAAUAGAAAGAGUGAGAAAGGUUCUGAGGCUUAAGAGUGGAUUCAUACAGUGUUUUGAAUAAGGACGGCAUAAAACUACUUCAUUUAUUAACUCAGUGCCCACUGUAUCCCUUCAAAGCUCUGACUGGAUAUCAACUCGAGGAAAAGAAACUGUCUUAACACUAAUGAGUGCGACCAACUCCUCUGCCUAUCGAUCGGAGCGCAGUUUCCACCAGAAAUCCUCCUCAUCUUCAUCCUCAACCUCAACAAACCCAUACAUGGAGAAGAGCCGGGGACUCUUCGCUGAGGACUUUGGAUCUUUCAUGUGUCCAAAAGAUGCUUUGGGAUUUCCAAACAGAACAGGGACAGCUGGAAACAUCAAGACUCUGGGAGACACAUACCAGUUCACAGUGGAUGUCCAAGACUUCUCUCCUGAGGAUGUGAUAGUCACCACCUCAAACAAUCAGAUUGAAGUUCAUGCUGAAAAGCUUGCUACUGAUGGAACAGUGAUGAACACUUUUACCCAUAAAUGCCAGCUACCAGAGGAUGUAGACCCCACUUCAGUGAAGUCAAGUUUGGGGGCUGAUGGGACUCUCACUAUAAAAGCACAGAGAAACACUGCAAAACUGGAGCACGCACAGACGUUCCGCACAGAGAUCAAAAUUUAGAUCUUUCCUCUCCUGCUGUAUCUGUUUUCCUGUGAUAAAUGACCUUGAUGAUAGUUACUUAGUCCUGCUUUGUCAUUCCUCCAUGACCUUCUCUAAUUACUUUUCAUUAAGACUUGGGUGGAAUUUAAUCCUGUCACAUGUAUCCGACACAUUUAAGACAAAUGCACUGCUAACAUAAUUUCCCUGCUAAAUAUAUAUCACCUUACAAUAUACAGUGGGGUCCAAAGUCUGAGACCACAAUGAACAUAAGUGAUUCAAAAUACAAUUUAAAUCUAUAAUGAAACAUAACAUUUUAUGAAAUUAUGAAAGAAAAUGUAUGUCUUUGAAUAAGAGAUUUUGUUAUUUGGUAAUUAAUGAAUAAGAAAUGUUUAAAUUCGGCACUAUUUCUGUCACUAAAAGCAAUCAGAUUUGUUAAGAUUGACUUGUGACGUGACUCUUUCUGCACAUGCUCAGAUGUUCUUGCUUCCAUUAAAACUCAUUUAAAUCA
Carassius gibelio (silver crucian carp) is the source of this 1177-nucleotide messenger RNA. It is a transcript of the gene hspb7, whose product is annotated as heat shock protein family, member 7 (cardiovascular). The record is from RefSeq and is a predicted model, not a curated record. The transcript has 3 exons. The coding region runs from base 208 to 690 and encodes 160 amino acids. Lineage: Eukaryota; Metazoa; Chordata; Actinopteri; Cypriniformes; Cyprinidae. Gene Ontology annotation, cellular component: nucleus; cytoplasm. Gene Ontology annotation, biological process: heart development.